GUGAUGUGUGGGCUAUGCUAUCAACAAGAAACUAAUUAUUUUUCCUCCAAUUUCAGUUCUUAAAACUCCCAAAACAACAUCAAUGGCAGCUCCUAAUCAUCAAGUAAAUCAUGAGUAUGAGUCCGGAGAGCUCCCACAAAUUCUAGUCCUUGAGCCACCGCCGAUCAUGCAACUCUAUGGGGACCAGUUCUUGAAAGAUUUCCGGGUGUUGAAAGCGUGGGAGUCACCACUUCCUCUAGACCAAUUCUUGACCACCCAUGCACACUCAGUCCAAGCCCUCCUCUCUUCUGGAAGAUAUCUGCUCACCGGCAACAUCAUCCGGCUGCUCCCCUCUCUGCGGCUCGUCGUUACCACCAGUGCCGGCCUUAAUCACAUUGACUUGCCGGAGUGCCAGAGGCGUGGCAUCGCCAUAGCCAAUGCCGGGGAUGUGUACUCAGAAGAUGUUGCCGAUAUGGCGGUAGGACUACUGAUUGAUGUGUUGAGGAAAGUAUCAGCUGCUGACCGUUAUAUGAGGAAAGGGCUUUGGCCUACUAAAGGAGAGUUUCCUCUUGGCUCUAAGUUGGGCAGCAAGCGAGUUGGGAUAGUUGGGUUUGGAAGCAUUGGCCAAAAAGUGGCAACAAGGCUGGAGGCGUUUGGCUGCAGAAUCAUGUACAGCUCGAGGAACAAGAAGCCAUUUGUUUCAUAUCCCUAUUAUUCCAAUGUUGUUCAACUCGCAGCUGACAGUGAUGUCCUGAUUGUCUGUUGUGGUUUGACCGACCAAACACGCCACAUGAUUAAUAAGGAGGUUAUGUUAGCGUUGGGAAAGGAAGGAGUGAUCAUCAACAUAGGACGUGGGCCUAUAAUCAAUGAAAAGGAACUGGUGCAGUGCUUGCUGCAACAAGAGCUACGAGGAGCUGGUUUGGACGUGUUCGAGAAUGAGCCGAACGUUCCCCCACAGCUUUUCACGUUGGAUAAUGUCGUGUUAUCACCACACAGGGCUGUCCAUACGCCCGAAUCUUUAGCAGCAAUGUGCGACCAUGUCAAAGGAAAUUUUGAAGCUUUCUUCUCAAAUAAGCCCUUACUUUCUCCAAUCCUGAAUGAAUGAACAUAUCAUUCUAUUUCUGUGGAAGUGAUUCUCUAAAUUAUGCUCUCUCCGUUUGUGUUUCGAUGUAAAAUGAUUUUCGUAUUUUUCGGUGGUUGGUAUGAUUGAAAAAUCGUGAUCAAACUAAAAACAUUUUUAGUUGAUUAGAAAAUA
Molecule: messenger RNA, 1234 nt
Organism: Alnus glutinosa
Lineage: Eukaryota; Viridiplantae; Streptophyta; Magnoliopsida; Fagales; Betulaceae
Product: glyoxylate/hydroxypyruvate reductase HPR3-like
Exons: 2
Coding region: 83-1084 (333 amino acids)
Cellular component (GO): cytosol
Molecular function (GO): glyoxylate reductase (NADPH) activity; NAD binding; hydroxypyruvate reductase [NAD(P)H] activity
Source: RefSeq, a predicted model, not a curated record